UAAUGACCCAAUCAAUCCAUAGAAAUCUAAAUGUAUCAUUCGCUGUCUACGGUGGCUCUGCCGCGUUUCGCCACCGUCAUCACGUCGGCGAAGAAGCCACGUCAGAGGCCAAACCUGAAAACCCAAAGCGGUAAGCAAAAGACGACAACAACCACCAUAACUCCCGGUGUACCGGCGGCCACCGUCAUGAAAACAACGUCAGGAUUUAACAGCAGAAACAAAGAACCCAAUUGGCAGUGUAUCCAGAACUGUGGUGCCUGCUGCAAACUUGAAAAAGGGCCAAAUUUUCCUACCGCUGAAGAAAUUUUCGAUGACCCUUCUGAUAUUGAGUUAUUCAACAGCUUGGUAGGUUCUGAUGGAUGGUGCAUACAUUUCGAUAAGAGCACAAGAAAAUGCUCCAUUUAUGCUGAUCGUCCCUACUUUUGUCGAGUUGAACCUGCCAUCUUUGAGACACUCUAUGGGAUUGAAACGAAAAAGUUCAACAAGGAAGCUUGCAGUUGUUGCAUAGACACAAUUAAAGCAGUGUACGGAUCAACCUCAAAGGAGUUGGAGAAUUUCAAUGCUGCAAUAUGGAGUUCAACUUAGUUCUGCAUUCUAUUUCAUGAGGUGAAUCAUUUUGGUGGUUUUCUGUGUCGAUCAGCGUUUGCAGCCUGUUGCAGUUGCUAGGCAGAUCGAUGAACCAUCCUAGUCGAUGCAAGAUGUUGGUGAUUUAGCCGAGAUCGUCUUCUCUAAGAACAAGAAUACAGUGAGACAGUAGCUUCAGUGAGUAGACCUAUGUUUUCUAGUGUCAGAUUUCAUUGUAUGGCCAAUCUUUUAUCAGAAUUUGUGGAAGAAGACUUAAUCAGCUAGCUUUUGGAGUUGAAUUAAGCAUUUACUCUAAA
Molecule: messenger RNA, 881 nt
Organism: Solanum lycopersicum (tomato)
Lineage: Eukaryota; Viridiplantae; Streptophyta; Magnoliopsida; Solanales; Solanaceae
Source: RefSeq, a predicted model, not a curated record